UACAUAGAAUAUGAAAUGGCUAAAUCAGGUGUGUUAUAUAGAAAAUGGAAAGGUCAAAUCAGGUAUGUUAAAAAGAAUAUGACUAUGCAUAUGAAUAUGUUGUCAGAUUUGAAAAGACUAAAUAAGGUAUGUUAUAUAUUAUUGAAAAAGGCUAAAUCAGGUAUGUUACAUAAAAUUUGAAAAGGCUAAAUCAGGUAAGUUAUAUAACAUAUGAAAAGGCUAAAUCAGGUUUGUUAUAUAUUAUAUAAAGAUGCUAAAUCAGGUAUAUUAUAUAAAAUUUGAAAAGGGCUAAAAUAGAGAAAAUGAGAAUCCCUAAAGAAAGCCCGAAACAACAAAAUUGAAAAUGUUGCAGGCUUUGUUUGAUUGAGCCUGUUUAUGGACAGUACCGUAAGUGCAAACUACCGUCCAAGCCUCCUAGCAUUGCCUUAAGCAGAAUUCAACAUUUAAACAUGAAAUGAUAAAAUUUGCAUUAAGGAACAUCAGUAGAUAUGUUCAUAUGGCGGUUGUCAAUGCGACACUUCCGUGCCAUUCAAUGGUCCCCAACUAUUAGAAAGCGUGUGCCUCAGGUAUGUUAUAUAAAAUAUGACAAGGCUUAAUGAGAUAUGUUAUAUAGAUAAUGAAAAAGCUAAAUAAGGUACGUUAUAUAAAAUAUGAAAAGGCUAAAUCAGGUAUGUUAUACAGUGUAUGAAAGGGCUUAAUCAGGUAUGUUGUACAGAAUUUGAAAAGGCUAAAUCAGGUAUGUGAUAAUAAAAACACUUAAUCAAGUUUCUUAUAUAGAAUAUGAAAAGGCUAAAUCUGGUAUGUUAUAUAAAAUAUAAAAAGAAUUAAUCAGGUAUGUUAUAUUAUAGAAUAUGAAAAAGCUUAAUCAGGAAUGUUACAUAUGAUGUUAUAUAUUAUAUGAAAAAGGCUAAAUGAGGUAUUAUAUAUAUUAUAUGAAAAGGCUUAAUAAGGUAUGUUAUAUAAUAAAUGAAAAGACUAAAUUACUAUUUAAUUAGGUAUUUAAUGCAGGAUAUGUAAAGGCUAAAUUCAGGUAUGUUAUAUACUAAGGCGGAAAAAAUCCCAUUUUGGCCUGCAAAAAUCCAAAGCAAAAAAUGUUUUAAAUUUGGAAUGUGUCUUCAUACAAAAUGAGUUUCCGUUUCAAUUCUUUUGAAAUUAUUGAGACUUGGAGAUAAAAUUUAUCAACAGAAAAAGAGAAUUUUAUUUAAAAACUGCCUGACUGAUAUUCCGUGCUUAUGUGCCUAAAUUAAACUGUUGUCUUUAUUUUUGCACAGUAAGUGUUUUGGGCCUGUAAUAAUCUGUCCAUGGAGGUCCAUAAUAAUUUUCUGUAUCAUUAACACAUUGAUUUGUUCUUAACAAUUGAAUGUCAUAUUAUCAUUUGAAUUACAGAAUGGCGGGAAAAGCUGAUAGAACAGUAUCAAAAAACCCUGCUGCAAGUUCCUACAACACCUUUACAGCCAAAAAGUGAAAAAUGUAGCUUUAAUGAGAUUUAUAUUAGACCAAAAAUAACCAAGGACAUAAUUAGAGAUAAAGGUGAGACAGAGGAGGUGGAGGUUAGAACAAUGUCAGAAAUCUUCACAAAGGACGGAGUCCCCCAAAAAUCUGUAUAUGUUCUAGGAGAUGCAGGGUCAGGCAAAACUAGUUUUUGUAAAUAUCUUGUCAACUGUUGGUGUUUGGCACACAGUGAGGAACAUGAAGCAGACAAUGAAAACGAAGAUGGCAAUGAGAUGCAUGUGGGUGGAAAUAAAGAACAUGGAGGUGACAAUAACGAACAUGACAAUGAAACUGAAGGAAGUCAGAAACAUGGAGGUGACAAUGAAAAUAAAGGUGAUGAUGAGAUACAUAGAGAACAUGGAAAUGACAUUAUAAAUGAAGAGGUUAACAAAGAACAUGGAGGAGAUAUGGAAAAUGAAGAUGACAAUGAAGAACAUGGAAAUGACAAUGAGAAACAUGGUGGUAACAGUGAGGAGCAUGGUGGUGACAGUGAGGAGCAUGGUGGUGACAGUGAGAAACAUGUAGGUGACAAUGAGGAGUAUGGUGGUGACAGUGAGGAGCAUGGCGGUGACUGUGAGGAGCAUGGUUGUGACAGUGAGAAACAUAUAGGUGACAAUGAGAAACACGGUGGUGACAGAGAGAAGCAUGGCAGUGACAGUGAGGAGCGUGUUAGUUACAUCGAAGGAAUUAAAAAUGUUUGGUUUGAUAUAAUUAAUUAUUUCAUGUCGAAAUAUGAAAGUGAAACAUAUGAACAAAUAUUCAAGGGUGUAAAUGAGAUAAAGGAAUUUGAUUUUGUAUUUUACAUCCCUCUUAGACAGUAUCAAAACAUUGAUACUAUUGAUGAAAUGCUUCAAAAACGUUAUCAAAUGAAAAUGUUAAACACACUUCUUGAAGAGGAAUCCUCUACAGUUUUGAUUUUGCUCGAUGGCUUAGAUGAAUGGUCCUCUGAAAAUGUCCCAGAACAUAGCAUUUUUAAGGAGUACACAAUAGUAACUACUUCGCGGCCAUGGAAAUUUCAUACAUUAAGAUCGAGUGAUGUGGAGAUUGAACAGUUGCUGAAUCUGAAAGGGUUUGAUUUAAGAUGUCAAAGAGAAAUGGUAAAUAGGACAGUCUCACAAUUAAAUAAUAGAAGACAUGCUAAUAAAGAAGCUAGAGACUGCAUGGAAAAGCUAGAAGAAGAGUCCUUGAAAAGUUUAAAACAGGUACCAAUUAUGUUGCAGCAACUGAUUUGUCUAUGGUUUGAUGGUAAAAUUGAUAAAACCUCAAGAUGUGCCAUCUACACAGGUAUGUUAGAGUUAUUCUUCACCUGGAAUGACAUGAAAACUACAGGAACAAGUACUCGACACAUGAAGGGUACCCAGAAAGUAAACCUCCCUCAAUAUUUAGCCGAUAAAACCAAAUUAAGAUUAAACAGCCAUUUAAUUUAUGAAGUAUCACGGUUGGCUUAUGAGACACUAUUUAAUUGUCCGAAGGAUAAAUCCUUGACAUUUGACAUUUGUAUGUUUGAUGAACUAGAAAUAUCAGAUGAAGUAAGAGAAAAUUGCUUGAAACUUGGAAUAUUGACAGAAGAUGAAUGUCAAAGUUUAUCUGUAUCAGAACCACCAAGCUCAUUGUUCUCUUUUAUUCACAAGUCAAUGCAAGAAUUUCUGGCUGCAGUAAAUAUUUGCAUCAAUUUCAAUGCAAAAAUAAGUUCAUCAGAUAGUACAGAUAAUGUUGAAUUAGCAAAAAAGUUUAUUAAUAAGGUUUUUCAGAAAUGUUCAACAGUAAAUGACAUAUUAGAGCAAUCAAAUGAUGUAAUUAUGCUAUGUGGUCUAGAACCAAGAUUAGCAGCACAUGUUUCAAAAUACAUAUAUGAUACUGUGUCAAAAGACUCUAUCGUUCAGGAAUACAGGAGAACAAUAAGUAGUGACAUUUAUGAUACCAUUAAUAAGGAUCACCAUUGUAUUACUGAUAUUCAAAAGUUUAUGUUUAACGCAAUGGAAGAACUUAAAGCAACAUGUAUUGUAGUAAGUAAUCCUGUAUUUUAUAUAGGAGAUUUAGUCAUUGAUAGUCAGGGUCAGUAUUGUGAUAUUGUUUGUUCAGGUAUUGAUCAGCAUCAAAUUGUUCCUGGCUCCGUUCUGUCUUUUUGUGUAAAAAACAUCAGCAAAAAAAAUGUUAAAUUUACAAAAUAUUUACCAAUGUUUCAUCAUCUUGAAAAAAUUGGAAUAGAAUAUGAAAUUGGAUCAAAAAUGUUAACAAGUACACACAGUGAUAGUACACAGAGUAAUGAACAGUUGAUUGAUGAGGUAAACAAUUGUGUUUCUGAGACAAUUAAAGUAAACACUUUUACAUUAAAAUCUCUGACUCUUCAGCAUGUCUGUGAGGAGUAUUACCCAAUUUUUAAAACAGUUGUAAGUUACGUACCUAGUAUGAUCAAUCUUGUAGCGAUACGAAUGACUUUUAUAACAAUGAGUCAAGAUGAUACUAUUACAUUUUGUAAUUUUCUUGAGAGAACCAGUCAUCUUGAACAAAUACAUCUUUUAAUGGUUAAAUGUGAGUGUGAGAACCAGCAUGAUGUAAAUUUAUCAAAACAUCAACCACUUCAGUACCUUCAUUUGUUUGAUACUGUUAGUGUGUUAGAUGCUGAUGCUACAAACCUUGAAAUAUUUAGAUUUUGGGAAUUGAAAAAUAUUAAUUAUGAGAAAAUAUUUGAUAUUAUUAGAAAAUCUUACAAAUUAAAAGAACUUGUAUUGAAUGGAGAAUAUCACAAUAAAUCUAAAUUAUAUCAUACCAACAUAACAAAGAGACUAGUCAUAGUAGUAUCAUUGUUACACAAUCUCAGUAAGCUUGUGUUAGGGCUUUGUAGGUUAACUGACAAUAUAAUACAGUCUCCUUUAGAGAUGAAAAGGUUAAAGAACAUUGAGCUUAAUAAGGUUAUAAUGAGUUUGACAACAUGGCAGAAAUUUGUUGAUAGUCUACCUCAUAUUCCUCAUACUGUAAAUGUGAUUGUAUGGCUCUGUUAUAUAACAGGAGAUGGUGAGGAGUUUAAUGAUGAUAUGUUAGCAUUGACAUCACGAGGAGGACUUAGUGGAGAGAAGGGAAAUGAUGCUAUACAGUAUGUAAAGGAUAGAGAGUUAUUUCAUGUUAAACGUCGUGGUGAUUGGUUCGACCUUUCAACUAAAAAGUGAUAAAAUAGUAUACAAGUAGUUAAUAUUGUGGUUAAAAUAAAUCAUUGCAUAUUCAAAAACAUAAAUUUAGUUUUCAUUUUCACUACAAAAAAAAAGAUUUGAAAUUAAAACAGAUGAUACAUGCCUUUAAAUUUUCAACAAGAAAGUGAUAAAGUAUCCGUGUAGUUACACUGUGUUUGAACUAAAUUAUUGCCUGUUAAAAUAGAUGAUAAAUGUGAUUUUUUUGUUUAAAAACAAUGAUUUGAAUUUUUAUCAAAGAGGAUACAUGCAUUGAAAUUUUCAACAAAAAUGUGAUAAAGUAUCCAUUUAGUUACAUAGUGUUUGAAAUAAAUAAUGUUGUUGUUUAUUUACCUUUUCAACAAAAAAAUGGUUUGAAUUUUUAACAUAGUGAGAUAGAAUGCAUGCACUUAACAAAGUGUUCAGACUAAAAAAACAGGUUUUACCCAAUAAAUUUGGGUUUUUUUUAUAUUUUAAUCAAAAAGGAGAUCUUAAUAUUGUAGUAAACAAUCAUCAUAAACAGUCCAUUAAAUACUAACUUCUGGUCAAUGUAACAAAAUGUAUUUAUAAUAUUGAAAUUGAAGAAAAUAAUGUUCAAAUUGUGUUUAUAAAUAAAAGUAAGAAAUGCAUUGAAAUAUAAUACAUCAUUUGAUCUUAAUAAGAGUAAAGGUUUUUUUUUGAAGAUCAGUGAUAGUUUUUGAAAAAAAAACUGAUUUAAAAAAUUAAUGUUCUAAUUAUGAAUACAUAAAUAUAUAUGUAAAUAAACAAGUGAACAAAUGAAUGAAUAAGUUAUUAAAUAGAAAUAUCACAGAUGUUUAAUGUGCAAGGUAAGAAAAAUUAAAAGAAGAAUUUUACAUUCAAAUACCAGUUAUAUGAUAUAAUAUAUGAUAGCAUAAGAGAAUGGUAUAUGUAAAUACCGGUUAUAUGAUAAAUAUGUCAAGAGAAUGGUAUAUAUCAAUACAAGUUAUAUGGUAUAUAUGAAUACCAGUUAUAUGAUAAAUAGGAAAGUGAAUGGUAUAUAUGAAUACCAGUUAUAUGAUAUAUAGGAAAGUGAAUGGUAUUUAUAAAUACCAAUUAUAUGCAUAAAGGAUUAGGGAAUGGUAUAUUUAUGAAUACCAGUUAUAUGUUAUAUAAUACUAAGGAAUGUUAUAUGUAAAUACCUGUUAUACAAUAUUUAGACAAUGGAAUUAUUUAUAUUAAUACCAGUUAUAUGAUAUCUAGGACAAUGAAAUGGUAUAAAUAUGUUAAAUAUGCAAAUGAAAUGGUAUAUAUCAAUACCAGUUACAAGAUACAUGUAUAAAGGAAAAUGUAAUGGUGUAAAUGAAUACCAGUUAUAUGUUAUAUAAGACAAAGGAAUAUUAUAUGUAAAUACCUGUUAUACAACAUUUAGACAAUCAAAAUUAUUUAUAUUAAUACCAGUUAUAUGAUAUAAAGGACAAUGGUUAUGGUAAUAUAUUUAUAUGAUAUACUAGUAUGGGAAUGUAAGCAACAGUACCCAUAUUUUUCAUUAUAAAACAUAUAUUUGCCUUUUUUACAAAUAUCUAUUCAUUUCUGAGUCAUAACGUGCCUUUAAUAUUUAAAACUGUAUGUAUAGGGUAAAUUAAUUUUUACAGUAUUAAAGUAAACAUAAUUAUGAUAACAUAAAAACCAUGUUAUGAAUUGUUUACUAGGUAUUUGGAUGUUUAUGUGUAUGUUAUGCCUAGAUAUGUUAUGUCUUAUGAAAACAUGCAUCAAACAUGUAUGUUUGUUACUUAGAAUAUAGAUUAAAUAUAUCAUGUACAUUUGUUAACCUUUAUUUACAUGUACAUGAUAAACAAAUCUAUAUUGGCCAUGUUUAAAAAACUUAUAUGAAGGUAGGAUAAGUCAAUGCUACAAUAUGUUAUGUCAAUUGAACAUAAACAUUUAACAUGAAUGUUUAAAACUUGAAAUGUACAUUGAACAGUAUCUAGUAGACAUUAUUCUUCUAUCAUGAAUAAAAACUUGUUUGACAGCACUUAUUAUUUUGAAACUUGCACAAUUUUAUUCACUUGAAACUUUGAUUGACUAACUUAAAUAAGUCGGUUUUAUUGGAAGAAAAUAAAGUUAAUAAAUUUCUUAAGAUUUAGACCUUGGUUGACUAAUAUAUAGUUUGAUGAAUUACAUGUAAUUCUAGGUUAAAAGUUUAAAUUUUAUCAGAAUGGAUACAACACAUCUAUCUUUAUUGAAUUUAUCAUACAAUGGUGGCAUGUAUUCCAGUAUAGAGAAAUGUUAACAAAAUGUAAGCAACAUAUAACAUUUAUAACUUGUCUUAGAACCUUUAUGAGAACAUUGUUAUUCUGUUGGUUUUGUUUAAUUAGAAGUUUAUAAAUGUAAUACUUUAUCUAUUUGUUUGAUUAUAUUUGAUAGUAUGAAUGAUUGUGUAACUUUACUUAAUAAAUAUUUGUAUAAAAUUGAUUUGUCUAUUAUUGCUUUCCUAUCUCUUACAGAACUAGUGUAGUUAAACACUUGUUGGAUGUUUUUCUUCCCACAUGUUUCUUAGUAAACAAAAACUAAGCUGUCAGUACAUAAACAAUGUUAUCUAUAAUAUAUGCAGACUACUAAGAAGAGACCUUGACCUUUCCACUUUAUCCAUAUUACAAAUACUAAGCUGUCAGUACAUAAACAAUGUUAUCUAUAAUAUAUGCAGACUACUAAGAAGAGACAUUGACCUUUCCACUUUAUCCAUAUUACAAAAACUAAGCUGUCAGUACAUAAACAAUGUUAUCUAUAAUAUAUGCAGACUACUAAGAAGAGACCUUGACCUUUCCACUUUAUCCAUAUUACAAAGACUAAGCUGUCAGUACAUAAACAAUGUUAUCUAUAAUAUAUGCAGACUACUAAGAAGAGACCUUGACCUUUCCACUUUAUCCAUAUUACAAAGACUAAGCUGUCAGUACAUAAACAAUGUUAUCUAUAAUAUAUGCAGACUACUAAGAAGAGACAUUGACCUUUACACUUUAUCCAUAUUACAAAAACUAAGCUGUC
Molecule: messenger RNA, 7658 nt
Organism: Ruditapes philippinarum (Manila clam)
Lineage: Eukaryota; Metazoa; Mollusca; Bivalvia; Venerida; Veneridae
Exons: 1
Coding region: 1560-4658 (1032 amino acids)
Source: RefSeq, a predicted model, not a curated record